UUAAACUGAGUUGAGCUGGAGGGCCGAGGAACAGCUGUGGAAAAUCUAAAAUCAAAGUUUGCAGCAAAGGAAUAAAUGAUGUCCUUUCCAAGAAUCGGAUUGAACUAUCCAUAUGAGGAUUUUGAAGUUUAUCCAGAGUAUCUGGAUGUGAUGAUUUGGAUCAACAUUCAUGUGUGUUUACCCUUCACCUUUCUGGUCAUCGCUUUGUGCUGCACAGUCCGUUUGGAUCACAUUCCAGCUACCUACUAUGUGAACCUCCUCGUCUCCAACCUGAUCCAGAUCAUCACUCUGAUUGUAUAUAUGUAUAUAGGCAGAUAUGGUCCCUAUAGACUGUCUGUAGAUUUUAUUUCCUACAGCUGUAGUGGGAUGGCCAGUUUUUCCUUCAGGAUGAUCUUUGCUCUGGAAAGGUUCCUUUACAUAUCCAAGCCACAGUGUCAUUUCAUCAGACAGUGUAAAGGUUUUGUGGCUGUCAGUGUUUGUGGAUGGAUUUUUUCUGGUGUCCUCGUCUUUCUUUUAAUCACUUUUUCUCGCGAUUUACUCCAGCUCUGCCUUUUGCUCCUUGCUGCCGUGGUAACCACCAUCCUUGUUGCUGUAACUCUGAAGUCACUGUGUGCAGCGUCCUCGAUGCCCGUCAAAGAGAAAUGCAGAAACAUAGGAAUUUUAGUUCUGAUGCUGGUUAAUUACAUAGUGACUAUUUUUCCAACAGGCGCUUACUUUAUUUAUAUACGUUCAUAUUUAAAUCAAUAUGAAUAUGGAUAUUACAGGCGAAUGGAGUCAUCAUUGAUCACAAACAUCAUUUUCACAUUGAGUCUUCACUGUCCUGUGAUGGACUUGAUUCUGUUUGCUUUCAUGUCCAAAGGGCCUUUCAUGAAGCUGCUGAUGCGUCUCUGCUGCUGCAGCAAGGAAACAGCUGCAGCAAAUGACAGCAGCAGCUCAUCAGUUUGACUGAAACACAAAAACUGAGAUUUUUUAGAUGAAUCAAAACAAUGAUGAUCAUUAAUAUGAAAAACAAAAACAAAUGCAUGUAAAUCUGCCCUUUUGUCAGGUAAAAGAAACAUUGAUGCCAAAAAUUCAAAGGUUGAAUUGAAGUUUAUUAUAUUUAUUUAUCCAUAAAAAUGUUUUUGUUUUAUUAGCAACCAAAUGUAUUAUAUUAAAUAUUUCAAUUAUUUGAUUUUGCUUCUUAUAAAUAUUUGGCUUAAUUAGUCAUUCUGUGUUUUCUUUUCCAUUUAACUUUUGUAUUUUAAGAUAUUUACACUUUAAACAUCAUAUUGUGAUUUAAAAGAAAAAAAUUGCUUUGCUUCUUUUAGCAUUGGUGCAGAAAUAUCUCCUAAAGUUUCUGAAAUUGUAACAAUAACCUGAUAAAUUAUAAAUAACUGUUAACUAAAAUUACUGUUGUGAAUUAUCAUCAGUUUAUUAAGGCAAAAAUAAAUUAUUUAGUGACUGGAACUUAAAAACAUGUUAAGCGUUAACAAUAGUUUAAAAGAUGUUUUAAAGAUAUUAUAGUUUCGUUUUACUUGCUGUAAACAAAGUGCUGUAAAUUAGCUUAGACUAUAAGUACAAAUACAUUUGAUGGAAUUGCUGUUUUAUUCUGUUUAUUUAUGUAAAUUUG
Poecilia latipinna (sailfin molly) is the source of this 1609-nucleotide messenger RNA. RefSeq lists its product as uncharacterized. Lineage: Eukaryota; Metazoa; Chordata; Actinopteri; Cyprinodontiformes; Poeciliidae. The coding region runs from base 76 to 945 and encodes 289 amino acids. The transcript is spliced from 4 exons. The record is from RefSeq and is a predicted model, not a curated record.